Molecule: messenger RNA, 984 nt
Organism: Chondrus crispus (carragheen)
Lineage: Eukaryota; Rhodophyta; Florideophyceae; Gigartinales; Gigartinaceae
Product: cell cycle checkpoint protein RAD1
Exons: 1
Coding region: 1-984 (327 amino acids)
Biological process (GO): DNA repair; DNA damage checkpoint signaling
Cellular component (GO): checkpoint clamp complex; nucleus
Source: RefSeq, a predicted model, not a curated record
AUGACGGACAACUCGCUGGACGUCGACGAAGACGACGCCGUGCUCUACGGCCGUCUCGACAGCGUUAAGCCGCUCAUCGAUGCCCUGAGCUGCAUCUACAGCCCUGCGCACAAGGGCCAAGACGUAACCAUGACGUCGCACGAAACGCACGGCGGCAUCCGGUUCACAGUGGAAGAAGCGGGGUGCCUGCUAGCCAGCGUGAUCCUCCCGCGGCGGGCCUUUGUCGAGUUCCGCUGCGGCGACGCAUCCGUCCGUCUGCGGCUCAACCUUUCGCUGCUCAUCGACUGCCUUAACAUCUUCGGGUCGUCGUCCGCGGAGCGGUUCUCGGCCGCGGUGCAAAUCCGGUAUGCGGGCGCGGGCGCGCCGCUCGUCGUGCGGCUGCGCGACGGGGAGGCAGACUCUGUGUGCGAGCUCAACACGCUCGAUUGCGACGAAGGCGACGACACGGACUUCCGCUUCCACGCGCACGACAUGGUCAACAUGGCCGUGGUCGACUCGGACGCGCUGCGCGACGCGAUGGCGGAGCUCGACUACGGCGGCGCCACGACGGCAGAGCUACGCAUGGCGCCGGAGCCGCCGCGAUUCAGGCUGUCGUCGCCCGCGUGGACGGUCGGGCUGCUGGGCGCGAGGGGGGCGGAGGAGGAAGAGGAGGCGGCGGUUUGUACGGUGGUGCUCGCGGAUCCGACGGAUCGUAGGACAGAUACGUUUCAGGCGUUUCAGAGUCGGAGGAUGCAGACGGCGAGUUAUAAGCUGGAGCACUUGGGGAGAUGUGUCAAGGCGUUAGGAUUGUCGGAGAGCUGUAAAGUCGAGAUGAAUGCGAUGGGGAUGGUGUCGAUUAUGUGUAGGAUGAGGGGAGGCGAGGACGGGGGUGGGGGGGUGUUGGAUAGGUGCUUUGUGGAGUUUGUUGUGGUGGCGCAGGAGAUUGAGGAAGACGAGGAUGGCGAUAGGGAUGAAGAUGAGGGGCAAGGGCUGGGAUUGGAAUGA